Molecule: messenger RNA, 906 nt
Organism: Rhipicephalus sanguineus (brown dog tick)
Lineage: Eukaryota; Metazoa; Arthropoda; Arachnida; Ixodida; Ixodidae
Gene: Reph
Exons: 3
Coding region: 1-906 (301 amino acids)
Source: RefSeq, a predicted model, not a curated record
AUGAGUCGACUCAUGAGUGAGUUUGCCCACCUAUGGCCUGUCUCCCGAGGAGUGAAAGAAGGCACGUUCUUCUCUGCACCGAGCAGCGACUCUUCUUCCCACCGUGCACACAGUGGUGGCGCCGCAGCCGUCGUUGGCUUCUCGUUUGCCGUACGAAUCGUGUAUUUCCAACAUGGCCGCGUUUCCUUCUCUUCCGCAGCAUCGCUACGCCGCAGCCGUUCGGACGGUGGCGGCGACACGUCCUCAGACGAAGAGGAGUACGACGAGGUGUCCGGUGCCACGCUAGCCGACGGCGUCUCUUCGCGGGCCAUGGCGAACGGCGUGUGCCGACGCAACGCCAGCGACGUCGAAGACGACGACGACGAUGAAGACGAUGACGAGGACGACGAGGAAGUGCGCGACCUGACGUGGAGCGGCCGCGUCGGCGGAGGAGUGGGCGUCGGCGAGGGCGUUAUGAACGGCGUGCACGGUUCGGCGUCGUCGGCCGCAUCCUCCGCGAGAUCGUCGUCCCAGCGGUCUUCGUCGUCCUCGUCGACCGCGGUGGUGCCGCCGACGCCCGUCGAGUUCCGCGCCUCGCCGCCGCUGCACGUGCACCGGCCGUACAACGGCUCCCCGCCGCCCAAGGUGUUCCACGCGGCGCCGGGCGUGGUGGGUGGCACGUCCUCUUCUUCUUCGACGUCCUCCUCGUCCACGUCGUCGGGCCCCACGACGCUCACGCUGUCCGCUUCCGCGCACAUCCCGGCCUUCGAAGUGUGCGCAGUGAGCCCUCGCAAGCGCCACCGGCAGGACCGGGGCGGAGGGGGCACCGCGUUCGGAGUCUUCUCUCUCGUCGACGGCGGACCCGUCCAGCGGCCCUGCCUGGACUUCGAGAAGAUGCAGCAGGUCAGUGGUACUGUACGUCAUUAG